AUGACUUCCCAUUUCAAGCCGAUUCCCCUUGAGGAAGCGGCGCACAUAGCCUCCUACUCUCUGCAACCACCAGACCAUCCGGAGAUCGAGAUCGCUCAGGCAAAGCACCGCAUCAACCUCGCCAAUCUCUGGAAUAUCGCACCGGGCUCUCGUAUCCUCGAGCUUGGUUGCGGGCAAGGAAAUGCCACUGCUGUACUCGCCCACAUUGUUGGCACCGGAGGACACGUUGAUGCUGUCGAUCCGGGCGCUCUGGACUAUGGGGCGCCUUUCACCUUGUCUCAGGCACAAGAUCACCUGACCAAGAGCGCUGUGGGUGAGCGAAUCCGCUGGCAUCAGGCUGAACCAGAGGAUUUCCUCCAACAUACAGCAUCAAACGAGCAAGAUACAUGGGAUGUGGCGGUUCUUGCCCAUUGUAUUUGGUAUUUUGCUACCCCUCUGGUGCUGGCCAGUAUCCUCCGGGCACUUCGUGGAAGGGUCAAGAGAAUUUGCGUUGCCGAAUACGCCAUGCAUGCUACAGAAAAGGCGGCCGUUCCGCAUGUGCUUGCCGUGCUGGCGCGAGGGAUGCUGGAGGCUUUCCGGGAAGAGAGUUCGGAGAACGUGAGGAGCCCGUUAACCCCCGGUUCGAUCAAGGAUAUUGCUGCAGAGGCCGGCUGGGUGAUGAGCGGUCCAGAUAGCAUGGUGGUGCCCGAGCCUGGGCUAUUGGACGGUAAAUGGGAGGCAGGCUCAGUCAAGAGCAAAAGUUUUCUGAGGGACAUGACAGAUAACAUCACGGACCAGAGAAUCAGGUUGGCGGUGCAGACGUCGAGAGAUGCGGUUCUUAUAGCGAUUGAGCGAUUGGAAGAUGAGCCAAUAAGGACCAUGGAUGUUUGGGUGGCCCAAUUUAAGGAAAAGCAGUGA
Pestalotiopsis fici W106-1 is the source of this 897-nucleotide messenger RNA. RefSeq lists its product as uncharacterized. The transcript has a single exon. The record is from RefSeq and is a predicted model, not a curated record. Lineage: Eukaryota; Fungi; Ascomycota; Sordariomycetes; Amphisphaeriales; Sporocadaceae. The coding region runs from base 1 to 897 and encodes 298 amino acids.